GGAUGAAGGGGCUGAAAGACAAGACUCAAGGAGGAAAGCGCUACGUGCAACAGUUACCUAUUUCUGUCUCAUUCCUCGUCUACAUAAACACCUGUUCUUCCCUCGUGGCAAUCUAGUAGAUUGACGAAUCCUUUCCGAUAUGCAGACUUCAGGAGGAGAGGAAGUGUUUGCAUAGAGAUAGAAGGAUUAGAAACAGACAUGGAUGUUAUGGCGGAAGCCUAAAUACCGCCUAACUUACGCCCCAAUGAUCUUAGCCUGCGCUUAGCAACCGACUCAAGCGAACUGUCCGGAGCCGGUCCGUCGAUCCUGGUCAAAAGGCCGCUGAAACUGGUGCCUAAGUGGAGGGGUCACAUGCGGGAGAUGGACCACCCUUCGUUAGGUUCCUUUUGGCAUCUCGACCAAGAUUUUGAGGCCUUUAAAAGAUAUGUAGACCAAAAGGGCCAAAGAGCCGUCGACCGAGCCAUCUUAAGAUCACUGCGAGGCUAUUCUGACCGCACAGACACGCCGGCAAUGCAUCUGCAGGCAGGACAGACCGAGGCAAUGACGGCCAACCAUCAGGAUCAGAGUCCUCUAUUCUCAAGAAUACCUGCUGAGAUCAGGCUUCACAUAUUUGAACUGGCCCUAACAUCAUUCGAUGAUCCCACAAAACCCUAUCGAGCUGAUCGCAAAUUCUACCGCCCAGGAUAUCACUGUCACCAAAAAAUUGACUGUACAUUGCUGCGGACGUGUAAGCUGAUCUAUUUGGAGACGCGUCUCCUGCCUGUGUCAGUCAAUGAGCAUAUGUUCUGGCUCUGGAAGGGUGGCCCAUUACCAAUAACGACACAACAGAACCGUCCUCGCGCAAGGUGGAAAGAGUGGUAUGAAUCUCUGAAUGAUGACCAGAAACAAGCUGUUCAGACUGUCCACAUGUUCACUCAACAAUACUAUCUAGAAGGCUUCGGGUUCCGCUUCAUGGCCGAUUUGUUCCAAUUCAGGACAGCCCGUUUACAUAUGACCAUCCGUCACCAGGAUUGGUGGUCCUGGGAAUCGCCCGCCGAGUCCAGUGACAAACUCGGCGUUUGUCCAUGGCGAGAAGAUCGUACCUCCUGUCAGCAAAUGCUAGCUGAACCAGAACGUCCCAGCAUGGAGUACAUCAAGGAACGAAUGACAAACUCGACAUGGGGAGGGCAGGUCUGCAAGGUACAAGGCCUGAAAGCGCUCAAAAUCGAGUUUGAGAUCGACGAGGUGAAAAAGCUACAACUGAAGGCGGUCGUCGAGAGAGCAAAAGGUUGGAAGUUCCCCUUGGUUGGGAAAGGUGUUUUUCUUGAAUGGACGGGUACGUUGAAGGAAUCCGCUUGGGAAGGCCUCCGAGACCUCAAGGACGAUUCUGUGGCAUUGAGGGAAAAGCCUGUCAGGGAAGAUCUACCUAAACGAAGGUACUACGUGGUGACGAUGACCUGGAAAGCUACUUCGUUCUGAAACAGAAAAAUCUAUCAUUGAGGUGGAUAGUGGUAGUUCAUGAUUACCUGGUAGUGAAGAAGAGGAACCUACCUAUGUCUUAGGCGAUGAAGCACUUCGUCACCCCAGUCUAUUGACAACCGU
This is a messenger RNA of Exophiala viscosa, 1581 nucleotides long. RefSeq lists its product as uncharacterized. The transcript has 2 exons. NCBI's taxonomy places the organism in Eukaryota, Fungi, Ascomycota, Eurotiomycetes, Chaetothyriales, Herpotrichiellaceae. Bases 352 to 1458 code for a protein of 368 amino acids. The record is from RefSeq and is a predicted model, not a curated record.